UCCAACAAUGUCACGAUUGUUUUUGCCAAAUCGUUUUUGUCUUAAAUGUUCCCUACUAGCAGCUCGCAGGCCUCCUUUGUUGACAUCGCAGUCAACAAAGCAGCACUUAGUUAAGAGUGUUUUCAUGCAGCAGCAGAUCAAAUGCAGGUCAAAGUCCAGGGUCUGGAUCUAUGGGGUUGCAGUGGGGAUUGCUAUAGCUGUCGGGCUGAAAUACUCCCAGGACACAGCGACCAGUUCCUGUGAUGAUGAAGGAGAAGAAGCUCAGAAGACUGGUCGAUACAGAGAUGCCAUCAGAGUGAGCAGGGACCUGGUGGAGAGGAUAAAGACGGAGGUCGGGGCUCCAGGGCUGGUGGUUGGGGUCUCUGUGGAUGGUGCAGAAGUCUGGAGUGAAGGAAUCGGUUAUGCUGAUUUGGAGCACCGCGUGCUGUGCAGCCCAGGAACAGUGAUGCGGAUCGCCAGCAUCAGUAAGCCCCUCACAUCUGCUGCUGCUGCACGACUGUGUGAGGAGGGGAAACUGGAACUUGAUGUCCCUGUCCAGAAAUAUGUACCCGAAUUUCCCCAGAAACAAUUUAGUGGACAGGAUGUCACAAUAACCCCUCGUAUGAUUCUGUCCCACCUGAGCGGUAUACGGCAUUAUGAGAAGGAUGCAAAGAAAGUGAAGGAGGACAAGGAGAAAGCUAAGCAUCUCUUAAAGCCAGCAAAGAAAGAAGAUGAAAAGAGCUCAUCUGAAAACAAAGAUAAACCUGAAACAGAACAAAACACCAAAGGUAAAGAAGCCACUCAGGCGAAAAAAAAAGAGUUUGAGCACGAGGAAUACUACUUGAAGGACAACUUCGAAAGUGUCACUCAGGCCUUGGACCUCUUCAAGGACGACCCACUCAUUUUCAAACCAGGCACCACUUUUCUGUACUCCACCCACGCCUUCACCCUGCUCAGUGCUGCUGUGGAGCAAGCUGCUGGACAGCGCUUCCUGGAUGUCAUGAUGAACAUGUUCCAUGAGCUGGGAAUGCUCAAUACUGUGCCCGAUGAGAACGACCCUAUUAUUUACCACCGAUCCAGAUACUAUCAUCUCAACAAGAGAGGACGUGUGGUGAACUGCCCAUAUGUAGACAACUCCUACAAGUGGGCAGGAGGCGGCUUCCUCUCCACGGUGGGUGACCUGCUGCUGUUCGGUAACGCUCUGCUCUACAGCUACCAGGUGGCCCAACUGAAGGACACUGAGGGCUUUCUCCCUGGCUUUCUCAAACCCCAGACUGCCGUAGAUCUUUGGUCACCAGUUGACAGGACAGAGGCAAGCUGGGACAAGGAUGGACUGUAUGCCCAAGGAUGGCUGGUAGUGGAGAAACUACAGAAAUAUGGGCAGUGCAGGAACCGUAGACACUAUGUGUCACACACAGGAGGCGCUGUGGGGGCUAGCAGUGUCCUCCUGGUGUUACCCAGUGAGGAGAUAGAUGAGAACCAAGAACAGACCCCCCUCCUCCCUCAAGGAGUGGUGGUCACCAUCAUCACUAACAUGCAGUCAGUUGGACUCAACAGCACAGCACUGAAAAUUGCACACGAGUUUGACAAAGCAAGAAGCCUGUAAGAG
Anoplopoma fimbria (sablefish) is the source of this 1588-nucleotide messenger RNA. RefSeq names its product lactamase, beta (gene lactb). The transcript is spliced from 6 exons. The record is from RefSeq and is a predicted model, not a curated record. Lineage: Eukaryota; Metazoa; Chordata; Actinopteri; Perciformes; Anoplopomatidae. Bases 8 to 1585 code for a protein of 525 amino acids.